Messenger RNA from Aspergillus tubingensis, 1059 nucleotides. RefSeq names its product aldehyde dehydrogenase. Bases 1 to 1059 code for a protein of 352 amino acids. Gene Ontology annotation, molecular function: aldehyde dehydrogenase (NAD+) activity. The record is from RefSeq and is a predicted model, not a curated record. Lineage: Eukaryota; Fungi; Ascomycota; Eurotiomycetes; Eurotiales; Aspergillaceae. The transcript has a single exon.
AUGCCCAUGAACAAAAUUGGACCCGCCAUCCAAGCCGGAAACACCAUAAUUCUCAAACCCUCCCCUUUCACACCCUACACGCUUCCCAAGAUAUGUGAGAUCGCCCAACAGCUCUUCCCACCGGGAGUUAUCCAAUGUCUUGGCAGCAGUGUCGACGAGGUGCACAAUUUAGGCAGCUUGAUGACGCAGCACCCGGGGAUUGGGAAAAUCUCCUUAACGGGGUCUGUGAGCACGGGGAAGAAAGUGAUGGCUGCGUGUGCGGGGACGUUGAAACGCGUGACGUUGGAAUUAGGUGGGAAUGAUGCAUGUAUUGUGUGUCCUGAUGUGAAGAAUAUUGAGCAUGUCGCGGGGGAGAUCGUGCUCAGUGCGUUUUUGAAUACGGGUCAGGUGUGUGUGGCUACGAAGAGGGUUUAUAUUCAUGAGGAUGUUUAUGGGGUGGUGAGAGAUGCAAUUGUUAAGAAGGUCGGGGAGAUGAAGGUCGGUGAUGGUGCGGCUGAGGAUGGGGUUAUGGUUGGACCGGUGCAGAAUCGGAUGCAGUUUGAGAAGGUUAAGGGCUUGGUUGAUGAGGUGAAGGAAUUGGGGUAUGAUGUUUUGACGGGUGGGGAGAAUCAUGGCCUUGAGGGAGUGGAUGAUGGCAGAAAGAAGGGAGGGUAUUUUCUUCCCUUGAUGGUGGUGGAUGAUCCGCCUAGGGAGUCGAGACUUGUCCGUGAGGAGCAGUUUGUCAGUGUCCCCUCUCUUCUCUCCCGAAUUAUUAAAUGUCUAACGAUGGAACAGGGCCCCAUCCUCCCCCUUCUGCGAUGGAGCUCGGAAUCAGAAGUCAUCCACUGGGCCAAUGAUACCCCUACUGGACUGAGCGCAAGUGUCUGGUCCAGUGAUAUAGCGAGGGCUCGUCGAAUUGCCGCCCAGUUGGAUGUGGGUAGUGUCUACAUUAACAGUACGCAGAAGCCGAGCUUUCAGGGUUUGUUUGGAGGACAUAAGGAGAGUGGAAUUGGGGUGGAAUUCGGACAGGCUGGGUUGUUGCAGUAUUGCAACGCGAAGUCGACGUAUAUUUGUUUUUAG